AUGGCGAUGUGUCCUGUGGGAUUCUGGAUCAACGACCUGGGCUCCAGCAUGACCAUCGAUUCUGUGAAUGACAAGGGCGAGUUCUCUGGCUUGUAUCACACCGCCGUGACAGCCACAAGCAACGAAAUCAAGAUUUCUCCGCUGCAGGGAUCCCAGCACCCCAAGAACGAGGUGAACCAGCCCACCUUUGGCUUCGCUGUCAACUGGAGUUUUUCAGGAAAUUCUGAGGACCACGUGGCUCCUGAGACAGGAGGUCGGCAACCUCAAGGAGGACUGGAAAGCCACCAGUGUGACCUGAGCGGGCUGUGGAGGAACGAGCAGGAGUCGCUGAUGGAGAUCUCGGCGCUGCGGGACGACGGCAGCUUCCAGGGCGAGUACCUGACGCGGGUGAGCCUGUCCGGCGGCUGCAUCCGCGCGUCCCCGCUCAGCGGCGCCCGGCAGGAGCUCGGCGAGGCGGCCUGGCCCACGUUCGGCUUCACCGUGCGCUGGGAGAAGUUCUCCAACGCCACGGCCGUCUUCGUGGGACAGUGCUUCGUGGACACGGGUGGCAAGGAGGUCCUGGCCACCACCUGGCUGCUGCGUGAGCCCGUGGGCUCCUUGCAGGAGGACUGGAGAGCCACGAGGGUGGGCAGAAACGUCUUCACGCGCAAGCGUGGCCACAAGGGGAAGAUCCCCCAGAGCUGGGACCCCUCCUGCGAGGACAGCCCAUCGCCCAUGCCGUGA
Molecule: messenger RNA, 723 nt
Organism: Nothoprocta perdicaria
Lineage: Eukaryota; Metazoa; Chordata; Aves; Tinamiformes; Tinamidae
Product: avidin-like
Exons: 6
Coding region: 1-723 (240 amino acids)
Molecular function (GO): biotin binding
Source: RefSeq, a predicted model, not a curated record